This is a messenger RNA of Pomacea canaliculata, 2910 nucleotides long. RefSeq names its product cytochrome P450 2H2-like. Gene Ontology annotation, molecular function: heme binding; oxidoreductase activity, acting on paired donors, with incorporation or reduction of molecular oxygen, reduced flavin or flavoprotein as one donor, and incorporation of one atom of oxygen; iron ion binding. The transcript is spliced from 4 exons. Gene Ontology annotation, cellular component: intracellular membrane-bounded organelle; cytoplasm. NCBI's taxonomy places the organism in Eukaryota, Metazoa, Mollusca, Gastropoda, Architaenioglossa, Ampullariidae. The record is from RefSeq and is a predicted model, not a curated record. Bases 1337 to 2035 code for a protein of 232 amino acids. Gene Ontology annotation, biological process: xenobiotic metabolic process.
CUCCAUCCCAACUUCCAGCUGUUGCCCUCAGGCAGGCGCUAUAAAGUGCCACACGUGUACGGAAAGCUGCCUACCAGAGGUCCUUCGUGCCAGCAGCCAUCACCAUCCUAAAUAAAGGUACAAGGAUUUAGGAGGAAUCCAACACAGUCUGAAGAGAAGAGGGUGCUGACAUCCAUUAUCAGCCAUCACCUUGUUGAAUGUGCCCUCUCUUUCGCACAAACAAGAUGAGCUCUCAAUCUAAAUAAUUAAUGAAAUGCAGGGAUUUCGACUUUGCCCGAAAUUACUGGGGAAGGGAUGUUUGCGACACCCCCUUUCGAGAGUGUGAUAUUGUUUGACAUAACAUUGAACAGUUGACAUUGGUAUCUCAAACGUCAACAGUCACCAUGUUGUCACUGGAAACAAUAUGCGGGAUUUCAAGUCACGUGGUAUGGGAGGUUCACACAGCGGUCACCUGUACUGUACUUUAGCGCGAGGUCUGCCAGCCUCUUUGUGAGGAUGGAUUUAAUCAAUUCAUCCAAAAGCGGAGUAUAUUACAGAUUGUCCUGACAGACAUCACGACUACAACACUUUUCGUUCUGCUGGACUUCUUCUGCUUUCAGUGGUAAGUAUAUUGUUCCCGUGUCCUGUCCAUCAUUUGUCGGCUGCUACCAUCAACACCUUUCUUCUCGUGUGAACAGCACUAGACACAAGGGUGGAACAUGGUCUUCACUCAUUUCAACUAAAGAUGGACAGCAGCAGCCAUGAGCAGUGUAUUUACUGAUAAGCACAAGUAUAAGCCUAAUUAAAAAAUUAUCGUGGCUCUUAAUGAAUAGAGGCUUAAAAUAUCAGCGAUUAUUUCAGUGUGCUUUGCACAACAUAUUUUAUGUAAAUGAUAUAGGGACAGGUUUGUUAAAUGCUUGGAAAUUUCUCCUCUCUUUUGUGUGUGUGUGUUUGUGUUAGGAGAAGGGAUGUAGAAAGGACUUUCGUCAAAACUGUAGCUGAAGUGAAAAGUAUUUGUUAUUUAUUGCUCUCUCUCUAUAUAUAUAUAUGGGAUCUGGCGAGCACAUCAUGGUGAAAUUUAAAAGCGAUAAACAAAACAUUAGUCAGCACAUUUCUGUUUCUCCAACGAUUCGUUCCUUUACUAUAACAAUAUUAAUUGUGUGACUGCCUAUGGAUAUUUAUUAUUAAUACAUUUAUUAACAUAUAUCUUGUUCUCUCUGCCCACUGUUUUUUCGGAAUCACUGCCUGGCGCUGCAACUCGCAACUUUUACAUGACAUGUCUCCAAGUCUGGCAAAGAAGUUGGAGUGGACAUUGUAGACAGCUUUCACGUGAUCUACAGAGGAUCUUGCCGUUGCCAUGACUACAGCGAUGAUUCAAGAUGAGGCUACAACAUUUCUGCUGGGUGUGAUGGUGACGCUGGUGCUCUUACUAUGGUGGUGGUCGACUCGGCGUCCUUCCGGCUUACCCCCGGGGCCUGGAACAGCCCUCCCUCUGAUCGGUCAUCUGCACUUGCUAAGCAGAGAUCCCAUGGUGCAGUUCUCAGCGUGGCGGCGACAGUACGGCGAAGUAUUCAGUCUCUACGUUGGCAACCGUCUGAUAGUGGUGCUAAGUGGCUACAGGGUCAUCAAGGACGCCCUGGUGACACAUGGCGACGUCUUCUCUGACCGGCCUCACAUGUUCCUCACGGAUGUAAUUGCGAAAAAUAGAGGUGUUGUCGGCACGUCGGGCGCCCAUUGGAAGGAGCAGCGGAAGGUGUCGCUUAAGAUUCUGCGUGAGAUGGGGCUGGGCAGGAACUUGCUGGCCGAGAAGAUCCAGGAGGAGGUCAGAGAGUAUGUCAAGGCCGUGGCCGCUCUUCAGGGUGCUGCCUUCGACCCCAAAACACUUACUUACACCAGUGUGUCCAACAACAUUUGCUCCAUCGUCUUCGGAGAACGCUUCGAAUACAACGUGUGGAAUGCAAGCCUCACUUUGUUUAAUCGGUUUCUUACAUCUUCGUCUCUACCUCCAUCUUUGCUGCCUAUGCUGCCAAGGCCAGUCAUCGCUCUGCGAGCCUAGUGAGCUUCGUCUGUGCACGUUGUUGCUUGUGGGACAAGAGGCUGAUGUCAUCCGCAAAGUCGAGAUCCUGAACUUGCCUGGCAAAGGUCCACUGAACGCCCGUGUUGCUGUUAGAGGUUGUCUUGUCAUGAUCCAGUCCAUGACGAUCAGCAAGAUUGUCAGCGAGAGCAUAUACAACCUUGCCUCACUCCAGUCCUCGCUGAGAAUUGUAGCUUUUCAUUGUUCUUGUUCUGUUAUGGGAUUUUUUAUUUUUUGUUGUGAACUUUAUAAUUUUAGAUUUGUGUACUACAUACAAUGUAAAGCAGAUUAAAGAAUGAGGAAAUAAAAAGACACACAAACACACAGGACGAAAAUCAGAAAACAUUGAUUUGCAAAGGAUUAAACAGAUAGAGAGUGAAUAUAGAUGUGAAUUAUGUGACAGCUUUAUGAAUAUUUAUUGAUUUAUAUCUUACAAAAUAAGAUAGUACUAACUUUACUACUGAUUUUUUUAAUUUUCUGUCGCAGCAAUUUAUAACACAACAGUGUUCAUUUCCACCCAUCUCUGUACCUUCGUACGUUCAUGUCUUAGUAACGGCAACUGGAUGGUUAACAGACUCCAGUCAUUAACCCUAACCACCCACCAGCGCGCUCUGCGCAUGCGCUGAAUAAUUGAGGAAAUAGCCUCAUUAUGCGACAUUAGAGAUUAAAGCUAUGCCUUUCUUAGGAAAAAAAGAAAAACGAGAGUUGAAUCAAAAAAUAUGAAGUAAGGUAUUGUUUCACAGGGUGUGGCCAAUCCAUCCCCACUUCCGCCUCUUGAUGUCUUGGCUGGCAGGGUUUUGGUUGGCUCUCUCCCACAGGUCUGCAUUGGAGAUCUUCUCAGGCCAUCGGAUGUUAAG